Messenger RNA from Encephalitozoon romaleae SJ-2008, 351 nucleotides. RefSeq lists its product as hypothetical. The transcript has a single exon. Lineage: Eukaryota; Fungi; Microsporidia; Unikaryonidae. The coding region runs from base 1 to 351 and encodes 116 amino acids. The record is from RefSeq and is a predicted model, not a curated record.
AUGGAUAGGGAGGUCUUAAGACACAGGGUAUUAGUAACCAUUGGCAAAUCAUCACUUUUCAGAUUUAUCGAAAAUGUUUUGGAGGAAGGAAAGAUACCUACCAUGGCAAGCAGUAUCACAGAAUAUUUAUUGAACAACAAAUACAACAAGGAAAAGGCUCUUGACCACAUUUCAAAUUACUUAGAGGAGGAGCUUGAGAAUUCUGGAAUAGAUGUGGAUGAUGGUGCAGAUGGUGUAGCACUUGCAGUUCUAUUUGUAUAUGAAGAGUUUCUCGAGAAUAAAUCGAAGUUCUUUUCAAAGAUUCAAGAAAAGUCUAGUCAGGUAUCUCCACUCUCUGAUUCCGAGGAAUGA